AUGAGCUGUUGUCAUGGGCCCGUGUCCCGGAAGGACCGGCCCGGUUCGGCACGGGUCCUGGUGACUGAGCUGAGUGGAUCAGGUCAGAUCAACCCAACUCCCUCCACUAAGCCCUGCGAGGACCCAGAGACAGAAGUGGAGCUUCACCUCUCUGCAGAGAAGCUGAAAUCACUAUGUGGAACUUGGGACCUCUCGUUUGUGACCUCGCUGGAGAUCUGCGUAGACACACAAGAAACUUCGCUGGGCAACUUCGGUGCCCUCUUGCCCAAGCUUGUUCAGCUGAAAAUGAACAACAGCGCGAUCAUGUCAGUGAGAGACUUGGGAACCACCCUCUCCCAUCUGCAGGUGCUGUGGAUGUCUCGCUGCUGCCUACAAGACCUAGAUGGCAUUUCUUCUUUCUCUUGUCUGGAGGAGCUGUAUGUGGCCUACAACAGCGUGUCAGACCUGAGUCAGCUUGGCAUGCUGGAGAACCUGCAGCUUUUGGAUCUGGAAGGCAACGAUGUGGAUGAUUUAGUCCAGGUCCAGUAUCUGGGGUUAUGUGGCAAACUCCAGAAACUCACCCUGGAGGGAAAUCCUGUGUGUGUCCGCCCAACCCCCACUGCCCCUCAGACGUCAGACUAUAGAUAUCGGGCUGCAGUGAGGGAGUUGGUCCCUCAGCUUCAUUACCUUGACAAUAUAAGGGUUGAGGAUGACGGUCUGAGCUGCAGUGGCACCAUGGGAGAAGACUGGGCCGUUCUCCGAAACUCCAUCAGAGACUGUAGCUCCUCCCAGAGCGCCACUGAGGACGAGGAGACAGCAGAGGGUGCGUGGCCGGACAGCAGACCCAGCUCAGCCAGGCGCCCAGCUUCCAGCCGCUCCUGUGUCUGGCCACUCUCAUCAGCGGGCUCCAGACCCCAGACUGGCUCCAGACCCAUGUCAGCGACCAGGUCAAGGGUACUCUCCCCUCCUGGAUCCAGACCUGGCUCUGCAGACUCUGAUAUAGCAGCAGUGGAAGCAGAAACCAGCAUCCUGACACAUGGAGCUGGUAAGAUCGUGUACUGUGGAAACCCAGUCCAAGCUAUUCGAGCGAGACGCGAGAAGUUGAAGACGGCGCCCACCAAGUCUACUUUUACCCCCCGCGACCUGCUCAUCCACGUACCAGAGCACACGUACGACCUUGAGGAGCCUGAUGUCGGGGAACGUGGUGAUGUAUUCGCUGAACUCAGAGCUUGGCGGGAGCAGCACAGCAGGCGUCUCCAGGCCAUAGAGACGGAAAGAUUACCACAGGUCCUGGCUAUUCGACACAGCGAUGAAGAAGAGGGGGGAGAUGAUGAUAAUGUUGAUGACGAUGAAGAAGAAGCCGGAUCCCCUGACGUGGCUCGGCUGUCCCUGUCGUCAGACACCUCGCUGUCCCCUUGUCCCCCUGUCAGUGCCACAGCAGCUCCCGGUAAUCGCAAACCGCAAGGGUUUCGUGCACGUCGGCUUCGACUCAGCCAGGCCGACUCAGAACAUUUACCUGUUUCCAGCAAAGCAAGGUGCUCCCAGCAGAUAGGCACAGCAGCAGGAAACACAGAGCGGGAAAUCCAGCAGGUCCAGCAGGUGACCAGGGCGAGUGUGGACGUGGACUCUUCCAGUGCACAGUCCGGCAACAAGCCCCGCCACGUCCCUCAGAUGUCCAAGCUCCCACACAGGCCAGCAAUCACUCGUCCUCACACAGCCAGGGCUGCUCUACAGAAACAUCACCCACACCACACACUCCAGCCCUGCAGAGGGAGCUCACAUCCUGACUGA
Messenger RNA from Limanda limanda (common dab), 1770 nucleotides. It is a transcript of the gene lrrc56, whose product is annotated as leucine rich repeat containing 56. Bases 1 to 1770 code for a protein of 589 amino acids. NCBI's taxonomy places the organism in Eukaryota, Metazoa, Chordata, Actinopteri, Pleuronectiformes, Pleuronectidae. The record is from RefSeq and is a predicted model, not a curated record. The transcript is spliced from 12 exons.